Eupeodes corollae is the source of this 1962-nucleotide messenger RNA. RefSeq names its product sodium-dependent proline transporter-like. The record is from RefSeq and is a predicted model, not a curated record. The coding region runs from base 156 to 803 and encodes 215 amino acids. Gene Ontology annotation, cellular component: membrane. Gene Ontology annotation, biological process: sodium ion transmembrane transport. The transcript has 10 exons. NCBI's taxonomy places the organism in Eukaryota, Metazoa, Arthropoda, Insecta, Diptera, Syrphidae.
GUAAUCAUUAAUUUAUAAUUAAUCAGUAGACAGCGAACUUUAGGCAAGAGUGUAUCUAUUGCGUUUUUAUUUUUUUUAAAUAAUUUUUGUUUUGCUUUCCUAAAAAAGUCAUAAUGUAUUUUUAAGAAAUAUCUGUGAUAAAUAGUAAUCUUCUAAUGGAAUAUGAAACAUCUUACGAUACUGGCGCCAAGCCUUUUGUACAUGAUAAAGAUCGAGGCAAAUGGGAAUCAUCGAAAGAUUUCCUCUACGCAUGUAUCGGACAUGCAUUUAGACCAGAUAUCAUAACAAUUAUACCAUUAGUUGUUUUUGAAGCUCUUGGAAUUUAUGCCUUAAUUCCGUAUUUUGUGAUAUUGGCGGUGUGUGUUGUUCCAAUUGUAUUCAUUCAGUCGUUUCUUGGACAAUUUUCUGGAACUGGCUUUAUAUCAGUCUUUCGAAUUGCUCCACUUUUUAAAGGCAUUGGAUAUGUCUCACUUAUUGUUAAUUGUGUCAAUCUUACUUACUACAGUGUAUUUAGUGCAAUACCAUUAUUUUACAUAUUUCAUUCCUUGAGGCCAACAAUACCCUGGAGCUGUGAAGGUACAUCUCAAUGGAUGAACAUAAAUAAGACGGUUUGUACUAAAAAUGAGUUCAGUGGAAGUAGAAUUCCCUCUGUUGAGUUCUUGAGAGAUCAUUUUCAUUUUACCAAAGGAAGCUAUACUGUUAUUUAUUUCUCUUUAGAAUUAAUCGUUUGCACUGGGAUCAUUUGGAGUUUGGUGACAUUUGUUCUUUUAAAGUCUACAGAAAUCGUAGGUCGUUUCAUGUGAUACUCAUGUUUGACUCUGCUAACACUUAUGAGCUUGUGUUUGAUUCGCUUCAUUUUCCUACCGGGAGCAAUCAAUGGAUUAUGGGAAUUUUUAGUCCCUAGCGGAGGCUUGAGAAAAAUGGAAUAUAUGUAUUUAAUUCCUAUAAUAGCUUUCACCACUCUGGGUCCUGGUUGGGGAUCAAUUUUAACGAUGGCAAGUUAUAAUAACUUUAAGACAAACAUCUACAAAUACAGUUGGUUUAUGUGCCUGGGACAUCUUGGAGUAAUAAUUGGAAUUGCUUGUAUAUCAAUUUUUCUCAAAUAUUUCAUGCAAAAUAUUGGAAUACCUAAAACUUAUCCGCAUUAUGGUGAAUUUACAGAUUUUGUGACAGUUCCAUUUGCAUUGACUUUUUUGGAAUGGCCAAAUUUUUGGACUUUGAUAUUUCUUACCAUACUUGGUUUGGGUUCUUUGAAUAUUUUGGUUAUCCAACUUUUUUCGCUUUUAACCUCACUUUAUGAUGAAUAUGAAAAUCUAAGAGAUAUUAAGAAACAUGCACUUUUUGGAACUGUUGCAAUUUUGUUAGUGACUUCAAUACUUUUCUGUUCAAAUCAUGGAAUAUUCUUUUUUGAGACUCUUUCAAAAUUCUCAGCCAUAACGCAAGUUAUUCUGAAUUUACUGCUGCUCUUGGUUGUUCUUUGGGUCUAUGGUCGAGAACGAUUCCAACGUGAUGUGUAUUUUAUGAUUUCACAAACUUAUUCUACUUGGAUGGUCUUUGUUGUGCGUUUUGUAGCACCACUAUUUUUAAUUAGUGGAGUGAUAAUUGGAUUCAUAUUGUCAGUAGUUUCACUGCUAUUUCAUAAUGAUACACUUGCAUCGGGCAUUGUUUUUCUUUUCAUAACCAUAAUAUUUUUCUUGCUUGCAUGGUGUUUGAUUCCGUUGUAUUGUAUUAUAAAAAUAAAGGCAACAGUUGGAAAAAUUGGAAUACGCUUAAAGAGGUGUGUAAGGCCAACUGAUUGGUAUCCAGCUGAUCCGGAAUACAAGCAAAGUUACGAGGAAAGAUUUAGCACUACAGAUAUGUCACAUCAAUUGACAAUUGUAUCGGAAGAGGAAAACAAUUAAAACCAUUGAAAAUGUUAUAGACUUUCAUCAACUUUAUUAAUAAACGGGAAUUAAGAAUGAA